Plasmodium relictum is the source of this 2184-nucleotide messenger RNA. RefSeq names its product translocon component PTEX88, putative (gene PTEX88). The coding region runs from base 1 to 2184 and encodes 727 amino acids. The record is from RefSeq and is a predicted model, not a curated record. NCBI's taxonomy places the organism in Eukaryota, Apicomplexa, Aconoidasida, Haemosporida, Plasmodiidae. The transcript has a single exon.
AUGGUUUGCUUUUUAUUUUUUUUAAUUAUUUUCUUUGAUUUGAUUAAAUGUGGGUAUAAAGUAGAACAUACUGGAAGUGUUGCUUUGACAAGUCAGUUUAAUAGUAUUGUAGAUAUAAAACUAAUAGGGGAAAAUGGCACAUUUAAUUUAGAAUUAAGUAACCUUAUAAGAUUUCCAGUAUACUGUAUUCCAUUUAGUUGUGUUGACUAUAAUUCUAAGAGUAGCAAAAAGCCAAUAUACUUUAUUAAGCAUGAAUUCAAAAAUUAUGUUUUUUUGUAUAAAAACAAUGUCAAGCUGAUGCCCAUUACAUUUGAUGAUAAAGAUUAUAUUUCUGGAUUAGCAUCGAAUAAUGGUAUUCUUUUAAUGAUAACUGAUAUAGAUAUUUAUAGAAUUUAUACUAAAAAGAAUAAAAUUAAACUUUUAGAUAUUAAAUUGAAUAAAAAUUUUGAAAUUCGCAAAAAUGAUGAGAUGUUCUUUUCUAGUAUAGUGUCAGAUACAAUUGAAAAUCAAUUUUUUAUUGUAUCUUCUAUUAGAGAAAAUUAUUAUGUUUUACAUGUAAAAUAUAAUGAAAAAGAUAAUUAUAUAGAAGUAUUAAAUGCAAUAGAUAGUAUAGAUGGCCAAUCUAUGAAAGUUCUUAAUGGAAUAGCUGUGGUAGAUAAUCGUUUAUAUAUAACUGAAAAUGCAGAAAAUAUUAUUAGAUUCACUCUUGAUAGAGAAAACAAUAGUGCGUUUCCAGAAAAAAUAUUCAGUUAUACUAAUGGAAAUAAAAUAAUUAGCUUAAGCGCUAGUACUCGUUAUGAUCAAGGACUUAAUGAAUAUACAGACUUUUUAAUAGUCAAUUCAAAGAAAAUUUUUUCAGGUAUUCCAUCUUCUGAAAGUUGCUUAGAUUUAUUAAAAAUAAAUAAAAAUAAUCUUGAUAUUUUUAAUAUAGUAGAUUUAUAUAGUAAGGAUAUAAAUUUUUUCUACUUUAAUAUUUAUGAUGCUCACAUAUUUAUUGAUGAUCAAUAUGAGCCAAAGGGAUUAGUAAAUACCUUAAGUGAUAAGGCUAAUUUUUUGAAGUAUAAUAAAAACAAGGAAAAAGAGAUAAAGAAGAAACAAGAAUCCAAUAAAUAUGUAUUAAAGAUAAUUUGGACAAAUGAUUAUAAUUGCACAAUUAAUAAAGGUUUUGUAGAUAUAAGAAAAUAUCAUUUAGAUGAAAAUAAUGAAAAAAAACUACCUUUUAUUCAUAUAACAAAUCAAUAUGCAUUUGCUCCAUAUAUUACAUCUAUAAGUCAUUGUUCAAAAAAAGAUUCAAUUUUUAAAGCUGUUUGUUAUUACGAUACUGUAAAUAAUUACGUGAGUCUUUUAAAUGAACCUACAGAAUAUAAUACUGAAUUUAAAGGAAAUUUUCAUUUUGAUGGAUUUAAAGAUUAUAUAGCAUUUGAUUACAAAUCAAUAUCAGAUGUGCAUAUAAUAACAUAUCCACUUAACAAUACAGUAUAUGUGCAUUUUGAUAAAAAAUAUUUAACAAUUAAUUUACCACAUCCAUUUGGCAUAUCAAUAGAUAAAAGUAAUAGUACUGAUGGAAGAGUUGUAGUAUAUAUAACAGGAAAUGAUGAUAAAAAGAAUUACAUAAAUAAAUGUAUUAUAAAAAAGUUAGAAAAAGAAUAUGAUUGCUAUAAUGUUUACACUAAAAAAAAAGAAUAUAAUGAAUUAUAUCAGCAUAUAUCUUUUAUCACAUAUGAAGUUGAAGGAGAAGAAAUGACACAUAUCUAUGUAUCAAAUAAUAAAAAAACUAUAUAUAGAUUAAAUAAAAAAGAUAAUAAAUGGAUAUUUAGUAUUUGGUUUACGUUAGAUGAUCCAUCACAGCGUAUUGGCCCAAUAUCAACAUCAUUAAAUUAUUUUUUUGUAACAAAAAAAGCACUAAAAAAUUUAAUUGCAACUUAUCCUAAUUCAAAAAUGUUAUUAAAAUUUAAAGAUGCUAAAAAAGGAGAUUUAUAUAUAACUGAUGAUAAACAUAUCUUUUUGACUACAUCGCAUACUGUUAUAUUUUGCACUAAUAAUGAUUCAUAUGGACGUAACAGCGGAUCAAUUAUUCAUUUCUAUGCUUCAAUAUUAAAAGAAAAAUAUUACCAAUCAUUUGGUGUGAAUAAUAUUGUAUUAAAUAUAUCAAAUAAUUCUCAAUUUAAUUAUUAUUUGAAUUAA